AUGUUUUGUGAUGCUUCCUCACUCUUAUAUGAUGCUGAACGGUAUCUCUUUAUGAUUGUGGGUCCUCUGCUGUUUGCCUUUGAAUUGGCUGUGGCUGGUAGGUUUCUAGGCUUCUUGUUCUAGCCUUUGUUUACUAUAUUAGGACUGACUUUAUCAAUGCAUAGCAAAACACUAGCAGCAACUUUGAGUCUAUAAAUACAUAAAUACAUGUGGACUCUAACUGGGAAUAUACAAAAUUGAGGCAUAAAAAGCAUCUCCCAAAAGCCUGCUUGGACAUAGGGUGACUAGACUCUGGAGGGACAUCCCAUAGAUCAAGCUUACUAACCUGUAUACCAAUGCUCUUUUAGUCCUGCUUCCCUCAUACCACGCAUCUCCCUUAUCUUCCUACUAUUAUGGGGUCUUCUGUGGGAAUUAACCUAUUGAAGCAAUAGUUAUUUCUUAUGUCUCUAAUUAUAACUCCUCAGUUUCUCUCAGUCUACUGUUUUACUUUACCUAACAUAACUUGUCAAUCCCUGGUCCAGCCCUAUAGUUAAGCUUGUUGUUUUACUUUGCUUAACAUAACUUGUCAAUCUCAGGUCCAGACCUAUAGUUAAGCUUACUGUUUAUUAUACUAUAAAAUUGUGCAUGCACUAUCUAUAACCCUUCAUGUAACCCCUCAAAAACAUGGCCUGCAUCUGCCCCUUUCUUACGCAAGAUGCUUGUCCAUGCUUUAGUAAUUUCCCACAUGGAUUACUAUAACCCUCUCCUGAUUGGUCUCCCCAAAAAGCCAUAUUGCCCCACUACAGUCUGUAAUGAAUGCUGCAGCUAGACUGAUCUUCCUGUCUAGUCGGUCCUCUCACACAUCACCCCUCUGCCAGUCCUUACAUUGGCUCCCUGUAUCCUAUAGGAGUCAAUUCAAAGUGCUAACCCAUACAUUUAAAGCACUGAACAAUUCUAGCCCUUCUUAUAUCUCCUCAAUGAUCCAUAGGUAUGCCCCCCCUUGUUCCCUUCGCUCUGCCCGUGACCACCUCCUGACCGCUGCUCGCACCCGUAUGGCCUACUCACGCUUGCAGGACCUCUCGUGGGUGGCUCCUUUCCUAUGGAAUAGCCUGCCUACCGCCAUCAAACUCUCCCCUAGUCUUCAAUCAUUUAAGAAGAGCCUUAAAACCCAUCUCUUCAGGAAAGUUUAUGGCCUCCCAGACUAACCUCUACCUUACAUACCUGUCUCUUGCUCUCUCCUAUAGGGCAACACUCUACCCCCUCCUCCAGCUGUGCUUCACUCCCACCUUAUUUGAUUGAUAUUUCCUGUCCUAACGUGUCUUAUACCCCACCCCCUAUAGACUGUAAGCUCGUUUGAACAGGGUCCUCUUCAACCUAUUGUUCCAGUAAGUUUUCUUGUAAUUGUCCUAUUUAUAGUUACAUCACCCCUCUCAUAUUGUAAAGCGCUAUGGAAUCUGUUGGCGCUAUAUAAAUGGCAAUAAAAAUAAUAAUGUAAAUCAUGAUGCCAUGCCUCAGGAAUGCCGUUGUACCAACGUUAUGCACUGCAAAUAUAUAAAAUGAAAUGAAAUGAAAAAAAAUAUUCAAAUAUAAACACGAACUACUGGUAUUCAUCUGAAUUCUGUUUAUUAUAGCCAAUAGUGAAUAUAGAAUUGAUCCCAAUCAGCAGAAACUAGAACUCAAGUUCAGUAAGCACAUGCUUAUGAAGGUAGCAAGGUCAGGUGUUGCUUGUAAGAGUGUUUUUUUCACUGUUUACUGAUUUAUACAAUACUAUUAAAAGUAUUUAAUUAUGUAUUGAUUGAUGUGCUGAUAUAUAUCAUGUUAUCAAUGACAUUCAAAUAAAUAAAAAAUAAACUGUGUAGAAUAUAGAAAUCAUUAUGAGAUUUGCAAUGAAAUCCAUGUAUUUCUUGCAAAUUAAAAAAAGGUAUAUAUUUUUCAUCUUUUUUUACAAUGCAGCUUAUUUUUUAUCUUUAUUUUCAAUUUCAACAAUAGAAAAUAAAGUGUUACAAAAAAAAAAAAAAACUAAAAAGGAAGAUGUAGGGCAGAUCUAGUUGUAGGACACCAAGACCCUAUUUAACAUAGGUCCGUCAAAGAUGUUUUAUUGAGUUUAGUGUCACAAAUUUUUAAAGCACAUCUCGAGUCAGGGCACGUAUAUGUCAUAUUCCCUUUGAUUAUUAUAAUACAAAUCCUAAAAAAAAUUAUCAGAAAUCAUUUAAAAAUAAGUAAAAAAAAAAAAAAAAUUAAAAAGUAGAGCAUUCACAAUACAGCACUGAUUUUGUUUUUUGAGACAUUCCAAUUUCCACAUUUCGUAAUGAGUUUCAUUAUUUUCAAAACCUCAAAUUAGAAAUAGGUUUGGGAUAAUACAUUCAUCCUAUACAGUGGUUACAAAAAAUAAAUGAGACAACAUAGAUAUAAAAUUUGAAGAUAAAAUGUGCUCAGGGCAAAGUGUUCAGUAGAUACACUUGAUAUAUUUCUGUCUUGUCUUUUGUGUUCUGAAAAUAACCAGAACUCUAAUAUUAUAAGGUUCAUCUUAACCUUUCAGAGAAAAACUGUAUCUUUUGUCUUCUACCCAGAAAACCUCUUGCAUUGCACUGCACUAGGUCAUGUGUCUCCAAUAUUGAUAUUUCAAAAUAAAGGCAAAUAAAAGAUUUAAACAAAAAAGGAUUAUAUAACCUUUUUACUGAAAUAUGCACCUUCUAUUCCAUUACAUUUUAUAUGUGGAUUUCUUUGCAAAGCCCUACAAGUUAUAUUACAAGUGAAGAUAACAGAAACAUGAGAUGAUAUCGAGUAAUUAAUUCAGUGUGCGAAAUGUGUGUAGAAUGAAGGUUAAUUGUUAUUUACCAAAUAUUUAAUUGCAGGGAAACUGCCUGGAGACAAAUCACAAGGUACAUAGUAAUAAAAAUUGCCUCAUAGUUAGAGUGUAUGAUAUAUAUUGUCUUGGAAAUGUAAAGACGUAUUGACCAUUGCCAUAGACAUUCUAGAGCUGUGAAUCAUUAGUCAUCUAAUAAGUAUUUGUUGGAUCAAUAUGCUUCUACAUUUUAAUUUAUUGUUUUUGUUAUUGACUUGUGUAUAAUGUAGAUGUGAGGAGUGCAGUAGAUCUCAGAUUUGAUCAAAUUUCUGAUCAUAUCAGAACUACUAGAGUUUAUUGUAGUUGUUCUGGUGAGCAUAGUUAGUCCCUGGAUGCAUUUUAAUGUGAACACUGUCUUUUCAGAGAAGAAUCCGUAUUUUACAGCCUAGGGACACCUUUAGUGGCCACUCCUGAGACUGUUACUAGAGGUGCUUCCUGGGUCAGUGCUGUACAGUGUAGACACUCUGCAUGGACACACUGAACUUUCUCCAUAGAGAUACAUUGAUUCAAUACACCUCUAUGAGGAGAUGCUGAUUGGCCAGGGUAGCAUUUGGCUCCUCCCCACCCCCACCUCUUGGCUGAGAUCAUCAGAAUUGAUGAUCACACCCAAUCCAAAACUUUCUUAUGGGAAAGUCUUGGAUUGGCUUAGAUCAUCAAUUCUGAUGAUGUCCGCCAAGGAGGCGGACACUGGCAGGACCAGAUUCAAGGAGCACCGCGCGGUGCUGGAAAAGGGUGAGUAAAUCACCUUUCUUAGUUAGGUAAGGGGGGUUGACCACCUAAAGAGUGGUUUUAGAACUAUAGUGUCAGAAAUACACAUUUGUAUUCCUGAAACUAUAGUGCACCUUUAAUGUGUGUUGGCUUCUGCUAACAAGGAUAUCAAGAACAGCAAAGUACGAUAACUGAUUUCUUAGUUACCCUAACAGAUGAGGAAAUAUCAAAACAGAGCUGUUGAAAUCUCAAUCUUGUAAUGUUAUCACAGUAUUUUCAACACAGCAUUACAGUAGCCUUCAUUUCAGGAAUAUUAAAAUGUGUCAUCAGGGGUUACAUUUCAGAAGUCAGGGUUUGUCAUUAGGGCGGUAUACGUGUUGACCCAAAACAUGUUCUUCUGAAACUUCAAACAUUUUACAGUGAUAAACACCUAUGAUGAUUCGUAGAAAACUGCAAAGUAAUGUGGGUUUAAAAUGGUAAACUUCCUACAGACAUUGGAUACACUGCCAUGUACUAUCCCAACUUUUUGUUGUUGUUGUGUCUUAUAAUUAUAUUGUGUAUGUCUAUUUAUGCACAGUUUUCCUGGGUUUAUUGACUUUUUUUUUUUUUAGAUUUUCAAAAAUGUAUUUCUGUGACAGUCAUGUUUAUAAUGUAGCCAUGCACUGCAUGUACCUUUGCAUGCUAUGUCAACAACUGCAUAUCCCUGAUACAUUGUAUAAAUUAUGCUGACAUACUAACAGUAAUAAGUAAAGAAGUUUCAAAAACGUAGUCUACCAAUCAAACAAUGUAGUAUUAUUAUCUAGUGAAGAGCAGUGCUCCUCAACCCUCUCCUCAUGGCACAUCUAACAGUCCAUGAUUUAGGGAUUAUCCACGUGUGUCUAAUGUGUUUAGAAAAAGAAAAAAAACAACUUUUUAGUUGUUUUUUUAACACACCUGGAUGUGUUCGGUGUAACUUGAGUAGAGGGUUGAGGAGCACUGGUGAAGAGUACUAAACUUGCAUACAUUUUUUGUAGUCUUACUACUUAAUUGUAUUUGUGUAAUCAAAAAUACUUUUACGUAAUUUCAACUAACUUUUUCUAGAAGUAUAAUACUUCUACUAAAAUAGCCUAAAUAGAAUGCUGACGAUGAGAAAAAUCUUAUUAUUUUGCCUUUUGGAUACUUAGUUCCCUCUCAGGUCUCAAACAUGUUAAGCUCAGACCUGUUUAUACAGGUAGAACCUGUCCUCUUUUACUAUUAGACAAAGUUACAGGGUUACUUAACUGAUUUGUUGAUCGAUUAAUUCUGUUUUUCCUCUAAAACAUGAAUUUAUUUUAUGCCAGUUUUGAAUUUGUUAAAAUGUGAAAAAUUGUUGUAGGUUAUUUAGUUAGUUUGUUUAAGCAUGUACCCAAUCAUUGUGAUUAUAGAUAAUGUAUCUAUAAAAUGGUUUAUGUUAUAUGUUCUUAAUGAUUUCUUUGUUAAUUAUCUUUACAGAGCACUCUGAAGAGAAGAGGUAGCAGAGAGAUGCACAAGGAUAAAAAGAUAUCUGGACAGGUGUUUUGAUCGUGUUACAUAAUAUUUUGAUAAAUAAAUUAUAACAGUUUGGUGAAGGUCUACUUUAAGAGACUCUGCCAGUUAUAUUUUGUGUUAGGAAAAAUCCAUAUUUUACAGCUUAGGAACACCUUUAGUACAUGGAGAAGUAUGUACGAAUAAAUGUCAAAAAACAUGGAUUAAUAAAAUAGUGAACUAACGAAUGUCACAAUUGUGCAAAUAUUUCCCACAGUAUAACUAUUUUAACUUGUCCUGUGCUAAUAUACAUGAUGCUAAAACUUUGUUGGCGUUAAUGUAUAGCUAUUUGCAGUAUUUUCAAGUUUGGCGGGUAUUUAAAACAUAAUUCUUUGUUCACUCAAUUUUUUUUUGUGAUAUGUGAUAUGUGCCUCCCAUAAAGUUUUAGAAUUAAUGUUUGAUGAAUAAACGAAACUAAGAAAGGAUAAAAAAAAAUAAUAGAAGGCACAAAAGAGGAAAGCCUCUACAGGCAAUAUUUAUAAAGUAGAAAUCAAAUGUUAAUCAUGGAGAAUCAUUAGAUUGAUUUUUGCGAUGAUUGCUCCUUAUUCUAUAUAUUACAUGGAGCUAGAGUAAUUCACAUUCACAGUCUGGCUAAAUCAACAGGUGCUUGUUAAAAUCAAUCUAAAAUGCAGACAUCACUUCAUCAAUGGAAUCUUUACACUUGAAUGUGAGUUUUAUAUUCUGCCGUAAUCAGCUCUAGAAUUCCAUUCUAUAAAUUUGCUAGGAAGGCUUCAGUCAUCUACUAUUAUUUUAAGAAAGGUAAAAUAAAUGCCAAGGCACAGCUUAAGUGAUUUGAAAAUAAGUAUCUAUUUAUUCUUUUCUUGUUCAAUUUGUGUUUGUGUUAUAAAGGUAAAAAUAAGACCCCAUCCAUCUUGCUUGUUUAACAAUCUAUGCCAAAUGUAUUUUCCAUGACAGGGUUAUUUAUGAAGAAGUGAUUAAUAUGGUAAAUCGUCAGUAUUGUAUGAUCGUUCUUAAUAAAGCUCUUUACAAGCAAUAGAGAUAUUUUAUUUUCUGCUGAAAUAUAAUGACAAUCAGACUCCAUUGUUAACAGAAACUUCUUUUUUUUUCUUUUGCUUCUAGGAGGACAGUGCUGAUCUAAAAUGCCAGUUACAAUUUGCUAAAGAGGAAGCAGUGUUGAUGCGGAAGAAAAUGGCAAAGUUGGGAAAGGAGAAGGAUGACCUAGACCAGGAAUUGGAGAAAUACAAGUCUAUUUAUGGAGAUGUUGAUAGUCCUCUUCCAACUGGGGAGACUGGGGGUCCACCAAGCACUAGAGAAGCAGAGUUAAAACUUCGCCUUAAGCUGGUUGAAGAGGAAGCCAACAUUCUGGGCAGGAAAAUAGUUGAGCUAGAGGUUGAAAACAGGGGUAUUAAAGCUGAAAUGGAAGAUCUCAGGUGUCAGUAUGAAAAAGAGUUUCUAAGCAGGGAAUAUGUUUCAAGCAUUCCUACCUCACCAUAUGGUGAUUCCAUGGAAUCUGCCACAGAACUGCGUCGACAUCUCCAAUUUGUGGAGGAAGAGGCAGAGCUGUUGAGGAGAUCCAUUUCUGAGAUAGAGGAUCACAACAAACAGCUUACUACUGAGUUGAAUAGAUUCAAGUUUGGACCAGACCAGGAUCUAGUCUGGAUAGAUGACAGCGCCUCUAAAUGCAAUGGAUCUGUGCAGGAGGAACUGAAGACAGCUAGAACCCAGAUCAAUGAAUUAAGUGGGAAGGUGAUGAAACUUCAGUAUGAAAACAGAGUUUUAUUGUCUAAUGUUCAACGUUACGAUCUUGUAUCUCACUUGGGAAUGCGAACAGCAAGCCCACGGGAUAGCGAUGCAGAAAGCGAUACAGGGAAGAAAGAAAGUGAUAGCGAUGAUGGGCGUUUUACUCAACCAAAGAGGGAAGGACCUGUUGGUGGAGAAAGUGACUCUGAAGAAGCUUACGAAAAGACAUCUGGUUUUGAGAGUGUAAAGCCUUCCGAAAUUGGGGACCUCUAUUCAGUUAAAACUAAAGAAGAUACACAUUUAUUUCUAAACGUAAGACGUGAGGCUGAAAGGUUAGAGAGAGCUUUGGAUAGACUUAUUACAGAUACUGAUGGAUUGAUCGGUGAAACCAAAGUGCAGAUGUCAACCUGUUCCAUAGGCGAAGCAAUAAAAAGCUGUCCAGAAAGAGAAUGCUACACAGAGACAGAUAUUUUAGAUAGCAUCAACACAAAAAUGAAAGUUUUCAAGAAAGAACUGCAUAACUUUGUAGAAAUAGUGGAUCACACAAGGAAUAGCCUAAACGAACAUGGAGAAGACCUGUCACCGAUGCCUAAUCUCACUGAAUCUUCUAGCUUCUUGUCCAAUUUGACUUCAGUGUCUCGGGAUUCCCCUAUUGGAAAUCUAGGAAAAGAUCUCACUGCAGACUUUCAGGUACAUACAUGUGGCCUUUUUUGACUUUUUUUUUUUUUUUUUGCUUAUUGUUGUCAUUAACAAACAUGCACUAUUUUGUUCCCCAGAUGGUUUAUUAAUAUAUUAUUUUGCAUUAUUUAUAAGUAAAUUAUCCUCAAUAUAGUACUGCCCAGGAAAAAAAAAUAACAUUUUGUCACUGCUAUGUAACAAUCUACUACUCUUGAGCUGAUAUUUUGUACGUAGGCUGAAGAAUUGGCAGCCAGUAACAUUAGUGCAUUUUAUUAAUUGUGCAUGACUAAUGGACCAGACCCGUGUGGCUUUCGAUGAUUUAACAAUGGGGAAGAAACAUUGUAUGCCGAUGCUAUCAUGGCUUGCACGCUUGCUACCAGUAUGACACACUGCAUCUUCCAUUGCAUGCGCGUCUCAUAACCAGUGUUUGCGUUCUUUUUUCUCUUUUCUCCUUUUUGCUUUUCAGAUGAUUCAGCCCAUUAUUUUGCUCAUUAUCAUUUUGGUUUUGUUCUCAUCGCUCUCUUAUGCCACCAUACUUAAGUUAGUUUUCCUCUUCACGCUUUUCUUUGUUGUGUAGUAUUUUCAGACGUCUUCUUUACCCAUUUUAUUUUUUUAUUUUACUUUUUGUUUUUUUGUUUUUUCUUUUAUCCUCCCACCCCUUGUUUGUUUUUGUUUAUAUAUUACCCAUGCACCUUGCAGUCCAAACUGAGGGAACAAAUGGAAUGGCAGCACGGCAAUGACCUUGAAGAAGAUAGUCAUCGUGUUCUUGUAAAUCAUGAGUCACAUCGCAGAGCUGACGGAGACAUUAAACACUACUGGCCAAGAGACAAGGGCUGUUUCAGUCUAGAGGUCAGCAUUAUCACAUUACACAUUAGAAAUGAGAUCUGUAUAUACAACAUUGCAAUGCUUAGCUUAAAAAAAAAUAUUGUUUAGAAAAAUACCAAAGUGCAAGUAUUAGAAUGCACAUAUAUGUUAACUUCUGUUAUCCAGUUCAUGUUAUUGAACCACCGCCCUACAUUUUAGAUAACUGUACAUUGUUUAUUCCAGGGUCAGAUCAACAUAAUAUUAAUAUAAUAUGUUCAGUUGAUUUUGUUGGUAAUUAUUCAUUAUGAAACUGAUGACAACAGCUCUCAGUCUAUGUACUAAUCCUACACCACUAGGCUUCAUUCAGGAGAGCUAAUGUAAGCUCUUAAGCAUGAUGUUCUGUGUCUCAGACUAGCUGGAAAGAGACAGGGGGUGGCACUGUAGUGGUUAUGGUGAUUGUUGUGCCCUGGCUCCACCCUCCAUUGUAAGGAGUCACUUCUUACUUGGGGUUUGCUGUGGCCACUCCCUGCCUCUACUACUAAUGACAGAGAGCAGGAUAUUCUUAGCAGGAACUGUUCUGCAAUGCAGGACUUGGCUGAGAGCAAAAAUUUAUAUUUAGGAACUUCCAGCUCUCUCGCAUUAGCAGUGAAGGAUGAUAGCAGUGCCCGGCUGAUCCCAGGUAAGAAGCCAAACUCUUCAACAAUGGUUUGACUACUUGCAAGCUGUAGUGGUUAUGAUGCUUGCAGUAACGCUGAAAGAUGGACUAUCCUACAGGUGUUUCAAUCUCGCCAGGGAGACACGGACUUAAUAUUUGAUAACAUGCUGGAAUAGUACCUGUAGAAGCAGGGUUUCUAAUCUUUAUGUACCAGGAUGGAAUGUAACACAAUUUAUUCAUCUUCCCUUGACAUGAGACAAGUUAUACAAUCUUACAAGAACAGAAAGCGUUUUUUAAUGUUAUUGUUACUAUAGACUUAAAAACUAAUGAUUUGUUAGAACAUUGGUAGAAUAAAUAGUUCUCAGUAUGCUUCACAGAAAACCCAGAGCUGAGUCUAGUUUUCUGUUUUGGGUGGUGUAAUGCUAAUUCCAAUUUCGAAUACAUGGCCGUAACCUGAGAGGUAGUUUAUGUUCUGUUAUGCUAGACUAGAGGAUCAAGGAGUCGACAGUAUAGGGCAGGGAUAGGCAACCUUCGGCGCUCCCCCAUAAUGCUUUUACACCCAUAAUGCUGGUAAAGCAUCAUGGGAGGUGUAGUCCAAAACAUCUGGAGUGUCGAAGGUUGCCUAUGCCUGGUAUAGGGAUGAUUUCUAUGAUCUGACAAAAUAAAGAAAAAUAUGCAUGUAUUUUUACAGUUGUCAUUAUUAUAUUUUUAAAUUAUCUAAAUUAAAUAUGAAAUGUAUUAAAUAAAUAAACUACCAUAAAGGACAAAUUAAAAUAUAUUUAAUUUGUAUAAUGUCUGGGGUUAUUAUACAUAUCUACAUAAUAUGCAUGUAUAUCAACAUGUAUUUUAUUUUCAUAUAUUAUACAUAAUUUCAUCAGGGUUAUUUCACUAAAGUGAGAAUUAAGAGUUAAUUCUAAGUGAUUUAAGGUCAAAAUUCUCUAAUUCAGCUAUAAUUCCAGUUUAGCAACUUUGGACUUUUAUUUAAAAUCCACUUUGAAUUCUGAUUUUAGUGAAGAACUCUGUAAUAUACAUAAUGGAUAGCUCCAGAUUUCAGGUCAUAUGCCACUAAACAGGCAUGAAAGUUAGACAAAACAGACAAUUAACAGGAUAUAUUAUCUUGAAUGCAAUAAUUGCUUACCCCUAAUGCAUAGAUAUGAAAGCACUUUUUGCACACCAACUCCUUGUGGGUUAUUUUUUGUUGAAGGCAUAAAAGUUACUUGCCACUGCAAGCCAUGGUAAAUUUAACAUUCACUAAGCUAAAUGUCUACUUGCCAAGUCUACAUUUUCACUCUGCUAUGACUAGUGGGCAUGUGGAAUAUUUGAGCCCUGAUAGAGCAUAUUAUGUCUAUAAUAUAUAGAUAUAUAUUAAUAUAAUGCACAUUAAUAUUUAUAGUUAAAUCCCCCUCUUAUAAUAUUGGUGCUAUAUAAAUGGCAAUAAUAAUAAUGAUAAUGUAUAUACACAAAAUAUACACAUAUACAGGGUGGACCAAAAGUAGGUAUACAUUAUAUGUAACUGCAUUAUAAGUUCUAAAUUCUUUUUAUCUUCCCUCCACUAUUCUUUCCAACUGCCAAACUGAUGUUUAAAUGCCAGAAAUGUAACUGCCACUUUGUUGUGUAUCAGUGUGUAUGUGUACCCAUAUUAUCUGUUGUGAUGCAUUUCAUUGAUUCAACUAUAAACCUACUUUUGGGCUACCCUGUAUAUAAAAAUUCUCACUUUUUGCACAGAUAUUCGAUAUACUCCUAAAUGUAUCAAAUUGCAAACAAGUAUAGGUUAGGUUAAAAAAGCUGAUUUGAAAUAAGUCGGUUAUAGUAAUUGUUUGAUUGUUUGUGCCUAAAUGUAGCAUUUUGGAUUUUUCUAUGUGCAAAACACUCAGCAUCUACUGAAUAAUGUUGACUAUCUCUCAGUCUUUCUAAAAAUACACCCAAUAUCAAGGAAUGCACUUAUAGGCCUUAUGUCAACAGUAAAAUCGAUUCAGGGCUGCUCUGUAUUCCCAGUUAGGUACUAAGAGAGCCAUUGAGGAAUAUUGGUUGGCUACAGUGACCACAGUAAUGGAUAUAUAAUUCUACACUGGAAGAUUUACAAGGGAACAAUAAGCCACAAUGUACUUUUUAAUAAAGAUCAAGAAUUAAACCACCUAUUCUUUGAGAAACAAAUCUGCAUGUUAGACCAUGUCCACAGUAAUGAAGGAGAGUAGUCAGAAGCAACAACUAGAAUUAUACGUUAUUACACGUAAUACUUACAAAAUAUACUGAAGAAACAGCAGCAGUUCAAAGACCAACGCGGGCUGUUGUUUGCAGCUAAAACGUGUAAAACACAUGUCUUCCACCCUCCCUGACUCUUUUAUAACAUAUUGAAAAGUCAGGUAAUAUACAUGCAUGAAGACUAUUAUAUGAUGGAAAAAGUAUGCUAGAAUAUGGAUGUAUGCCGACUUUCUGAGUACGAAACAUUUAAAUGUUGGAUUAUAUACAUUAACGUACAACCAACAUGAUCUAACUUUACAAUCACAAGACAACAUCCUGUACCUUGUAAAUAAGGUGGAACCCCUCAAAAAUACUUAAAUAUCAUAUAAAAUUAUUUAUAAAUUAAUUGAGUUACCCAUGUGUCAAUUUGCUUAUCCUUAAUUUAUGUUUGUUUUCUUUUUUUUUUUUCUUUUUUUUUACAGUCACUAAUUCAAUGAAUAAACCUGAUUAAUCUGGACAACAGUGUGUUUCAUGCAAUAACACUAUAAUUUAAUACUCUCCCUUAUUAGCUGAAUUAACCUGCUUCAAUUUUCAUUAAUAAUUUAUUCAUCCCUUCAAUUGAAUCAUUGUGCAGAGCAUUCCAACAACUUAAAAGCAGAAUCACAUCCGCAGAGUAUCUUGACGUUAAUGCGAAACCAUGUCAUCGAUCGGGAGAUAUACACCCUCCUAGUGUCCUUCACCUAGGUACUAGAUAAUAAUCUUAAUGAUGUUAACAGUAACGGGUCAGAUUAUUAAAAGGUUACAGAAUACAUUAAAAUAGAAUUAAUUCAACUAACAUUUACCCACAGGCAAGAGCUUGUUAAAUCACAUAAUAGCAUGCAGACAGGCAGUCAGGCAAGCUGUGGCUUGGGGUCUCCCACCUCCAACUCCCACAAAAACACAGAAAGCAAUCUAUUUAGAGGCUUCACAAUCAUUCCCAAGGACCUUUAAAAUUUAUUUUUUAAGAGCAGAUGCAGAUAGGUAAAGAAUAAACACUUAAGUGACAGUCAGCCAUGAAAGUGUCAUACCUACAGAGCAUCCAAUAUGUAGCAUGGUACCGAUGGUUCUGAUAGCAGUGUUUUUUCUGCUCUGAAUUAUUCCUUGCAUUCCAGUCUAUUACCUAAUUGGUGCAUUGCUCCACAUGAUCGAUGAGUUUGUAAAUGUUAACUCUAGCUAAUUUGAAUUAACAAUAACUAACAAGGAUACAGCAAGUGAAUGUGGAAGCAUCCUUCAGUAGGAAGGAUACUGCUUAAUUAAAUGUUAAAUACAGGGAUAUCUGCUUGUUUCAGGAACACCAAUUUAGCACUUAAUUACAUUCAUCCUGCACAAGUGAAAACUCAUGUCCUGGCUGUAAUUUGUGGGAUUCAGCUCAGAAUAUUCUGAUUUCCUGUUGAUGAGUCGUAAUUUCUAAAUAUCUAACACAUUUCUAAGUUGUACAAUCAUGUGAUAGCUCGCAUUAUUUUCUGGCAGUAAAUAUUACGGUAUGCAAAUCCCUGGCUCAUCCUUAUUGAAUUAUCUGGGGUAGUGUAUCACUGACAUGUUUUACCGCAGAACACGCUAAUCUAAAAGCGGUCUGAGCAUUAUGGGAAAUGGAAUUCAACUCACACACACAGGAGUAUUCACUAAAGGGUUGAUUUAAGGUGAAUUUUAAAUCUAAGGUCAAGAUAGUCAAACGGACUUAGAGCAUUUUUACUCUUCAGCUAUUUUGACCUUAAAUUUAAAAUUCACUUUGAAUUCACCUUGAUUCUCAUUUUAGUGCACAACCCUGUUAGAAUGCCGACGUAGCCUUCCGUGCAAUAGAUUUUGAUUUCUGUUGGCCUAGUGUUAAAUGGUAUUUGAGGUGACAAACAUUCAUUGGUGAUUGCUGUAUAUAGUUAUGUAGGUAAAGUACUAUACUAGUUUUCUGCUGCAUUUGAAUUACUGCUUAAGCAGCCAUUGUGGAAUGAUUUAAGCAGAUGAAUGCUAAGAGUUUAAGUAAUCUCUUCCAUUCUUUCCACAAAUCAGCUCAGCAAUCAUGUGCCAACCGAAAAGAGUUCAACUCUCCGAGAAUUGCAGGCCAUUCUGGAGCAGGAAAGGAGACUGCAUCAAGAAGAAUGUGAAAAGGUGACAGACCGGAUCAUUCAGGUAGUUUAUUAUCUAACCCAUCCGUCUUCAAUGUGUCAACCAGAUGUAGCUCCCUAUACUAAGAUAUUAUACAGAUAUAACAAGGUAAAUUGAGGAAAUCCAGAUGAUUAAUAUCUAAAUACUCUGUUGCAUUACAUAGGAUUUAACCCUAUUGUAGUAUAAUUUGUAUCCAUUAUUACUCAUGUAGUGAGAAAAUGGUUUUAAAUGAUCACUAAUCUAAUCAUUGAUUACCAUUUCUAAAGGCAAAAAGAACAGAAGUGCCGAAGACCUACGUCUAUCCAUCGAUGUGGCAUAACUUAAUUUAAAGUGCUGGUAACCUGCUAGAUAACAAAUGCUGUGUAAUAGCAUUGACUGUAAAGUCAUGAACGUUUAUUCAGAUUGCUAUUAAAUGGCCAUGCAGUGAUCUAGUUAUUACCUUGAGCAGGAAAUCUGGUAGUCUCUCUAUGUACUCUCAUCACACCCUCACACUGCGGAAGAUGGUUCUUUUUGUUAAGUGGCUUGUUUGCAAAUACCUGGUGACUCUUCUUGUUCUUCUCUGCAUUUUGUAACAUAACUGUGAUAUAUAGCCCCUUGAGAGAAUUAGACCUGAUUUAUCUCUUGCUCUACCAAGUAAAACUCUUAAAGGGUUACUCCAGGCACCAGGACUGCUUUGAAGUGGUUAUGGUAAUUUAUAGCCUGUAUGUGCAACAUUUCUGAUGAUGUCACUUAGCCUCAUUGGUGGGGAAGUGACAUCCCAAAGGCCCUGCUUAGGGAGGACUAAGGUUGCAUGGAGCAGGACCGAAGCACUGUUAGUCGUCUACUACACAGUCUAUGCACAGAAGUCUCAUUCCAGGCUGCUAAUGAUGCUUAUGGAACUCAAGUUACACCUGUAGCCACAAAGCUCUGUAUUUGCUGUGUUUUUUACGGAAAUGCUGGACAUAGAGACUCAAGCUUCAUGACCACUUCAAAUCACUGGAGUGGUCACAGUGUUUGGAAAAAUCCUUCAAAUUCUUACUGCAUCUCCCUGCCAGAGUGAAACUGAAAAUGUCCUAUUCAUGGUACAUGUUUACUCUUAUUCUUUUAAAUUUAUUGUACUGGCUUAUUUUAUGAAUGUAAUUGAUCUCAGAUGUGUCCCAUGACAGUACAGUUCUUAUUUACUACAAGUCUGCCCAGGACCUCUUUGGUGGUUGUUGAAAUCGUGCAAAGUGUGUAACAUAUUAUUUGUAUUCGCAUAAAUAUAAAUAUAAACAAUGAUUAGAGAAGAAUGGAACCAACCAUGUGAGAUAUGAAGCUUUGCUUUAAAUGCAUGUGGCGGACCUGGUAUCAGUCCCUGAGGUUGCCCGAACCAUAUUUCAUUUUCCCAAACAAUACCGUAUUCCCCUGGAACCGAACAGAACUUGUGUGGUCCCCCUCGUUACUCACUUAGAACACCGAACAACAUUGGCAAUCCACAAUUAAAGGAUUAACUUGAGUGCUCUCCUUGUGUGGCCGCCGUUCAUAUAACCGAAUGCACAUGGUCCAGUACAUGGCCAUUUUGUCUCUCCAACACAGGCAACGGCACUUGGUCAUCGAGUGCGUGGAACUAAUUUCAGAUACACGUUCUCGCGAACCCCAGUCAGGAUGGUACUGCUGCCUGUAUACUUUCCCGACCAACUAGACAAACCAAACUCCCGAAUAGCGAUCCUGUUCCACCGAACCAAUCUGAGCGCUUUUUGGAUAUGUUGUGCGCUCUGAUACAGGCUAUUCGGGAAUAUAACAAUUGUGGGAUUCCUGUAAUGUUUCAUUAUGUUUUUUGGGUGUUUUAUAAUAUUUUAUGUGUUUCCUGUAACUGAGAGAUAAUUGAGUUAUCAAAAUUUCCAGCUCAGUUAUCUCUCAGGCCCAGAGGCUCUUGGGAAAAACCCCUGUAAAAUUGCUUUAGAGACCCCAUACUAUGGGGCUGUGCAUAAAAAGCAGUGGGCUUAUAAAAAUCAGUUGAUUUCCAGAACUGCGUGUGAUCCAGUUACUGGGGGAAUGGGCUAUAAUGAGGCAUUCUUUACGUGAACUUAGUUUAACAUUUAUUAUUUUUACUACUUUAUGGGAUGUUGUGUUCUUACUGAUGAAGUCUGUUGGUCUAUUAUCUCAUAGCUGGAAGAGGAACAUCUGAAAAACCUACGCAGGAAAGAUUUGGAGGUCCAGAGCCUCACUCUGCAGAAUAAGUUGGAAGAGAAAACCUGGGGCCAGGAGAAGAGUCUCUUAGAUCAGGAAGUGAGGAACUUCAAACAGAAUGUCUUUGUUUUGUAUGUCAAGUUAAAGUGGCUCCUGGCCCAGUGGCGCCAGUGCAAGAGGGUGGAACAAGAAGAAGUGGGGGACAAAUUGCUGCAGGUACUUUCUAUUACACAUGUGUGGUAUAUUAGGAGAGCUGCAGUCUAAUGCCUUAUGAAAUAGUCAACUUUUUAGAAAUUAAAAAUGUAUCCAUUUCUCUACAGUUCUGGAUCCCUCGCCUCAGUGGAUUCUAUAAUGAAAAAAAAAUAUACGAGAGUUCUUUAAAAAACAAAUAUCUACAUCACUGAAGACAAAUUGCUAGCAAAUUCAUACAAUAAACUGAAUAUAUAUCUACCAUAUAUCCCUAUAGUUUACAAACAUGCAUACAAAUAGCUUUCUUAUCCACUGGAUCCUGGGUGGUGACUGUGAGUUUACUAUGUAGUUGGGAUCAAGCGUACAGAUCUACUUAAUUGCCACACAAUAAACUAUAACGGUAAAGAGAAGGCUGAAAUGGGAUAAUAAAGGUCCUUCGUAUGAAGGCUACACAGUAAGAUCUGAUGUACCUAUUAGGUAUGAAUUAAUGUGAGUUGUUGCUUCCUGAGUCAACAUAGUGAAAUUCUUAACUUAAUAUAUCAUCAAUGUAACUACAUGAAGUUUCAGUGACAGUUAUGUUGCGCUGAUUCAAGUGUUUUGAAUUUCCCAUUUACUUCUAUGAACUGUCCACCCAGAACGUUAUGUGUCUUUGAUUAAUAAUCUUUUUCACUGAUUUCUUGAGUAAAACAAGUACUUACGUACACUAUGUAUGCCGGAGAGUGUGCUGUCCAGCACACAAAAUAUGUUGCCCUUGAAAGAUAGCACUGUAACACAACUGUAACACUCCAAAUACAUCACCUCUGGCACCAUUUGUUUGCAAUUGGACGGCCUACAUUUAUCUUAUUUGUAUAUAUUUUUAUCACUUUUUUUAUAGAAGAACAUUGAUUUAAUAACAAUACUGUGCUGUGCCAUAUGCCACUUUCACAGUAUCUACAGUAUUUCUACAAAAGCCUUACUUGUGCCUAACUAUGCAUGAAACAAAAAUUGUCAUAAACGUCCUCAUUAGGAAAACAUUGUGCCACUUGAAGAAAAAAUACAAAUAAUCUCAUGAAGCUGGUAGCUAGAAAUAAGUAUUAAUUUAAUAAAUUAAUCAUGUGAUUUGACUUUAGGCUUCUAAAAUAAUCUAUCAAAUCCAGGGCUUCUUGCCACAGUGAGUCACGUCUUGGGAAGAAUGCUUUAUUUUGCUAAUAAAAUAUUUCUAAGUGCAUGUUACAGGUAGGAUGAAUGAUUAAUGCUCUAGCAAAAAGUUCAUUGUGAUGUUGUUCAUCAAAAGCACAGCUCUAGUUAUUUUUUGGGUUAUGGUGUUACUAUAAAUAGUGUCUUUUUUCCAGAUUGAUCAAUUGCCAGCCCUUCCAGAGUUUGCUGUUCACACUGAGUUCAGGGCAAGUGACCCUGAUAUGGAGGAAGCAGAAGACACAGAUGAGGAUGCAGUGUUUGCCUUACCAGAUUAUACCCAACAUUCCACAGCUGAAAAUAUCAGCCCCCAACUCCAAACAGCUGAACUGCUCCAGCACCAGAAGCAGGUAUUGAUCUUGGUCAUAUGUGAAGCUCAAAUUCCAAUAUAA
Molecule: messenger RNA, 17134 nt
Organism: Pelobates cultripes (western spadefoot toad)
Lineage: Eukaryota; Metazoa; Chordata; Amphibia; Anura; Pelobatidae
Source: the annotation of a GenBank genome assembly